AUGGCUGGAGAUCAUCCAUACAAGAGGAAAUUUUUGCAUUUCACUACAAUCAUACUUGGCAGCUUGUUCCACGCGAUACCAACAUGCAUGUCAUUGUAUCUAAAAUGGGAUCUUAAACCAAAACUUAAACCAGAUGGAACUCUUGAUUGCUUAAAAGCACGCUUGGUUGCCAAGUGUUACAACCAAAUUGAUGGUAUUGAUUACAUUGACACAUUCUCGCCUGCCAUCAAACCUGGAACCAUACGUCUUGUACUCAGUCUUGCUUUAGUUCGACACUGGGAUAUUCAACAAUUAGAUGUUAAAAAUGCUUUCCUCCAUGGUAUAAUUACAGAGGACAUUUACAUGGAACAACUUCCAUGUAUGAUUGAUUUCAACUUCCCCGACCAUUCUCACUAUGCUCUUACCAUUCUUGAAAAAGGUGGCAUGGUCCAUUGCAAGCAUAUGCGUACACCGCUUGAAGCUAAAACCAAGGGACUUCACAAUACUGCUCCACUUGCGGAUCCUACACCAAUUUGUAACAUAGUUGGCGCUCUCCAAUAUCUCAUCCUCACUCGACCUGAUCUCGCUUUUAGUGUCAAUUUUGUGUCUCAAUUUAUACAUGCUCCUAAUCAGUCAUAUCUUAAAAUGGCUCGCUGCAUUUUGCAUUAUGUCAAAGGGACAAUUACUUUUAGACUUGAUCUUACAUCACACACUAAACUCAAUCUUUAUGCCUUCUUAGAUUCUGAUUGGGCAGGUUGCCCUUAUCAGGAUUAUGCCCUUAAAUGCCAAUGA
Molecule: messenger RNA, 771 nt
Organism: Dioscorea cayenensis subsp. rotundata (Guinea yam)
Lineage: Eukaryota; Viridiplantae; Streptophyta; Magnoliopsida; Dioscoreales; Dioscoreaceae
Exons: 2
Coding region: 1-771 (256 amino acids)
Source: RefSeq, a predicted model, not a curated record